GCACAGUGGUGAUCGCACUGCUGUACUCCCAGGUUCUUGCAGGAGGUGAGGCCGGCCAGGUGGAGGCCGCAGUGAGGAGGCGCCCGGCCUCCCUCCUUCCCUCCCUCUCUCCCAGGCUGCAGUGCGCAGGAGGAGGUGUAGUAGUAGCAGCAGCACUUGGGCCGCCGCUCUCCUCCUCGCCAUGUUGCAGUGACUCGGGCCUCCAGCAGCCUUCACACUCCGUCUAUGAGGCCCGAGCCUCGCUCUGGAGCAGUCACCGAACCAGGCGGUGCCUAUGUGGAAUGAACGUUCCAUGUACCGUCGGCAUGAAUGAAGUGGCUUGGCAAGAGACCAGAGGAAUAAUGCAUGCAAGCAAUGGGCAGGAGGUACUGGGGGUUGGGAUCCCCUCUGGAGGAGCAACAUCGGGGCCCAUUGGAAAUAACCCACAUGCUAUUCCUGGCACCCAGGUGCCUCUGAGCGGCCGCUCUCAGGAUGAUGCCACAGUGGGAUAUUUCUUCCAGAGGCAAGCUGGAGAACAGGUGAACGGCUACACGAAUAAGCACCGCUGGCCGACAGGGGAUAGCGUGGAAGCUUCGGUGAGGUCUGUAGAUGACAUGAAUCAUGACUUCCAGGCUCUGGCUCUAGAAUCUCGAGGAAUGGGAGAGCUUCUACCGGCCAAAAAGUUUUGGGAGCCUGAAGACCCAGCCAAAGAUGAGAAAGGCAUGUUCCUUCCAGGCGAAUGGCGGGAGAAUACGUGGGGAGCGUCUCACCAUUCCAUGUCACAGCCGAUCAUGGUGCAGAGGAGACCCGGGCAAGGCUUUCAGGGAAAUCAUGACGUCAACUCUGUGCUGUCGCCACGCUCAGAAAGCGGCGGUCUGGGAGUCAGCAUGGUGGAAUAUGUCUUGAGCUCCUCACCAGCCGAUAAACUCGACCCAAGAUUCAGGAAAGGAGCCUACGGUGUUAGAGACUGUGAUUUAGAUAGACCAGAGAAGGCAGAGCAGAAAAGCAAACCUUCACCAUUCGAAGAAGAAAAGAAACGUGACCUGAUGUCCACCGACGGUGAUGAAGUCUCCAAAUUAAAUGGCCGAGGGCUUCCUAACGGGAUUGAUGCCGACUGCAAAGAAUUUAAUCGCACUCCAGGAAGCCGCCAAGCUUCUCCAACAGAAAUAGCGGAUAGAAUUGGCCAGAACCAAAAUAUGACUGAAGGGUUAGGGCAGCUUUCAAAUCCUAUGGUCAACAAGCCCCUCACAGAUGAGUUUGUCAGCCCUGAAGGACAGAACCUGGAUGGCAUAGAACAAGUUGGCCUGGAUUCACUGCAGUUUGACUACCCCGGGAACCCACUACCAAUGGACUCUGCAGGAGGGGGUGUAGGGCUGUUUGACUACAACACCCAGCAGCAGCUCUUCCAGAGGCCUAAUGCAUUAACGGUGCAGCAAUUAAAUGCAGCCCAACAACAGCAGCAACAACAGUAUGCGCUGGCGGCAGCACAGCAGCAACACAUCGCAGGCAUGUUCUCUGCAGGCCUGGCACCAGCUGCCUUCAUGCCAAACCCUUACAUCAUUAGCACCGCUCACCCUGGCACAGAUCCAUACACCGCUGCUGGUCUUGCUGCAACUUUAGGACCUGCGGUUGUACCACCACAAUAUUAUGGCGUACCCUGGGGAGUAUAUCCAGCUGGACUGUUUCAACAGCAGGCUGCCGCCGCCGCUGCGGCCUCUGCCGCUAACAGCAACAACCAACAGGCGGCAACACAAGCAAACCAGGGUCAGCAGCAGGUAAUGAGGGCUGCAGCCAACCAGCGUCCACUCACUCCCAGCCAAGGACAGCAGGGACAGCAGACUGACUCGCUCGCAGCGGCAAAUUCUGCCCUUGCAUUUGGACAAAGUCUGGCUACUAGCAUGUCAGGCUACCAAGUUCUUGCUCCCACUGCCUAUUACGAUCAGAAUGGUGCCUUGGUGGUUGGUCCUGGAGCAAGAGCAGGGCUUGCUGCCCAAGUGCGGCUAGUGGCAUCCACGCCAGUCCUCAUCAGCCCUGCAGCUGCACAAGCAGCUGCAGUAUCUGCCACUGGUGCAAACAACCUCACAGCAGCCACGAAUGGCAUCUUCCGCCAAUUGGCCCCUCAGCAGCAGCAACCCCAACAGCAGCAGUCCCAGCCUAAUGCCAACCUCCAUUCCAGCUCAUUCUAUGGAAAUAACUCCCUGACCAACAGCUCCCAGAGCAGUUCUCUAUUUUCACAUGCACCCGGGCAACCUGGAAACACAUCUCUGGGAUUUGGAAGCAGCACCUCUCUGGGUGCAGCUAUUGGCUCGGCCUUUGGCGGCUUUGGAUCAGUCGGGAAUUCUGCCGGUGGUAGUGGCUCGAGAAGAGAUUCUCUGUCUGCUAGUUCGGACUUGUACAAAAGGUCUGGCAGCAGCCUGGCACCCAUAGGGCAACCCUUUUACAAUAGCCUGGGAUUCUCCUCAUCUCCAAGCCCAAUAGGUAUGCCUCUUCCAAGCCAAACGCCCGGGCAUUCACUAACCCCGCCGCCGUCACUUCCAUCACAUGGAUCGUCAUCCAGUUUGCAUUUAGGUGGGCUGACAAACGGCAGUGGGCGGUAUAUUUCCGCAGCCCCCGGAGCGGAGGCAAAGUUUCGCAGCGCUGCCAGUGGAUCCAGUUUCUUCAGCUCCAGUAGCCAGCUCUUCCCACCUUCACGCCUGCGAUACAACAGAUCUGACAUAAUGCCCUCCGGACGCAGCCGACUAUUGGAAGACUUCCGCAACAACCGCUUUCCAAACUUGCAGCUCAGGGAUCUGAUUGGUCACAUUGUCGAGUUCUCCCAAGACCAGCAUGGAUCCAGGUUUAUCCAGCAGAAGCUAGAGCGAGCCACUCCAGCCGAGCGCCAAGUGGUUUUCAGCGAGAUCCUGCAAGCCGCCUAUCAGCUGAUGACAGAUGUCUUUGGGAAUUACGUUAUCCAGAAGUUUUUUGAAUUUGGUAGCAUGGAUCAGAAAUUGGCACUGGCAACACGUAUACGCGGACAUGUACUCCCAUUGGCAUUACAGAUGUAUGGCUGUCGGGUUAUUCAAAAGGCCCUUGAAUCCAUAUCUCCAGAUCAGCAGAGUGAAAUGGUGAAGGAGCUGGACGGACAUGUUCUGAAGUGUGUGAAGGAUCAGAAUGGAAACCACGUGGUCCAGAAAUGUAUAGAGUGUGUCCAGCCGCAGUCCCUCCAGUUCAUUAUUGAUGCCUUCAAAGGACAGGUUUACGUUCUUUCCACUCAUCCUUAUGGCUGUAGAGUCAUACAGCGCAUUUUGGAGCAUUGUACAAUUGAGCAGACGAUGCCUAUCCUGGAAGAAUUACAUCAGAGCACAGAGCAGCUGGUGCAGGACCAGUAUGGGAAUUAUGUCAUCCAGCAUGUACUGGAACAUGGACGUUCAGAGGACAAGAGCAAGAUUGUGUCUGAAAUCAGAGGAAAAGUCUUGGCGUUGAGCCAGCACAAGUUUGCCAGUAAUGUUGUGGAGAAAUGUGUUACUCACUCAUCCCGUGCGGAGAGGGCACUGCUGAUUGACGAGGUCUGCUGCCAGAACGAUGGUCCUCACAGUGCCUUAUACACCAUGAUGAAGGACCAGUAUGCAAACUACGUGGUGCAGAAGAUGAUUGACAUGGCAGAGCCCGCUCAGCGCAAAAUCAUCAUGCAUAAGAUCAGACCACACAUCACAACAUUGCGUAAAUACACCUAUGGGAAACACAUACUGGCCAAGCUGGAGAAGUACUACAUGAAGACUAGCAGUGACCUGGGGCCAAUGGUUGGACCGUCGAAUGGCAUGCUCUAGGGAAAGGCAGGAAUUUAGAACCCAGUCCGCACAUUACACCCGUCAUGAACGAGGAUCCUCCCGACCCUCCCACCUCGCUUCCUCUCUCCGUAGCCGAUGUGUUCCACACUAUUUAUUGUUCUCCCUCCUCCCUGUACAUUUGGGGCUUCCCUCUGGCCACCAUGGGAGACUUACCCAGCCGCCUUGCCAGUACAAAAACCAGAGCCUGUAAAUGAUGUAAUUGUAUCAAGCUGUCACAUAUUUUGUAAAUUUUUACCUUGUAAAGUUCCUGUAAAAAGUGGUAGUUUUUAAAGGGAAAGUACAGUAUUUUAAUAAUGCUGGUUUGCCGGCCGGGUCAGUCUCCCAUCAGCGCGGAGGAGUCAUCUGUAAAUAAAGUUCUAUUCUUAUUUUAAACUUUUUUUAUUUUUAUUUUUUUUCGCAUUAGAGGUCUGGAAUGUACUGGGUAACACUGACAUAAUGCUGUCAGUGUUAUCCAAUACAUUCCAGGACUGUAAGGGUUACAUAGCAACAUAAAUCAAUAUAAUGCUAUGCGACCCCGGCAGUGCUGGGAGGUCAGGACGGGUGCUGUGUUAUACUCGCGCUCCGAGUCCAGAGUGUGAAAGCGGCCUAAAGGCAUUGCUUUGCAAACCGCUGCUCUUCAACGACGCUUAAGUGCAAGAACACUCUGGGGGUUGUAGUCUGCAGGUUAUGAACCAAUGUUUUCAAGCCUGAAUGGAUGAACACCAUCAUUAGUUUCUAUGUAGCAGGCCUUGGGUCAGUCACACUUUACUACCUGUUGGAAAGAUUUCUGUGUGGAUACACGACAACUGUGGAUUUUUUUUUAUUUAUAUUCCCCCCCCCCCCUCCAUUUUUUUUUUCCUUAAAAUUCCCUGUGCGAUUUAAAAAAAAACGAUAAAGCAGCAGCCGAUGUACGACACCUGCUAAUUUCAGUUAUUCUUUAUUAAAUAUGUACGCACCAUCCGAGGCGAUUUCUAGUAAUCAAGGCCCAUUAACUCUUUCUUUCCCUUGCACUGACUCAAAAAGGGACCUGGUGCAGAAAUCAUGCAGUUGGUAUGCAAUAGAGGCCUCAAUUCAUCCCUCUGUUCAUUGUCACCGCUGAAUGAAAUUCUAUCCACAGAUAAAAUACAGGAGUCGGCGAGAAAUGCGACUCCCAUUUCGUUUCCUUUUUAGCACCUAGCGAAGCACUGGCGCUUAAUCAUUGCUUUGUUUAGUUUUUUUUUUUUACAUGGUGUGAUGUUUUUUUUUUUUUUUCCUUUUUAGGAUUUUUUUGAUUAGCCAAAUCGUAUAGAUUUAAAUAGUGGAUAAAAGUCCCUUUUUGCGCAUGAAAAAAAUGGAUAAAAAAAAAAAUAUAUAAAUAUAUAUAUAUAUUUGAAUGGCUUUCUGUUUGUAAUUUUUCCUUUUCCGGGUCAUAUAUAAAUAUCUGCUUUGUAUUGUAUAAGUGUAACUAAUGAGUAGUUGACCGUUUACAGUCUCUAUGUUUAAUACGAGCCUUGCUUAUUUUGUAGUUGGUUGUACAGAUUGUACAUUUGUAAACCUUUUUUGCUGUAUAUGUCACUUCGUUUUCACCCCUUCAUCUGGGAAGGGGGCUGAAAAAAAGGAGGAAAAAAAAAAACUUUUUUGCAUUUUAGUGUACAUUUGGGUGUCUCUAUAUUGCCUUGGCAAAUAGUGUUGUAUAAUGUAAAUUUCUUUAAAUCAAGUUUUUGUUUUGUUUUUUAAACCGGUCUUUCUACAGCUUGGUAAAAAGUCUCUAUAAAUAUAUAAAUACCAGCUAUGUAUUUAUCUAGCGCUGGAGAACCCGUUCUCGUUUCUACGCCACGGCUCUUAACACGUCGAUGGGAUACAACGCAGUCCAUUGUGCUUAGUGAGUAGACAUGAUAUCUAGAUGUCCGUGUAUAUAAAGUUCUGUUCACACAGGAGAGCCUCGCGAGUAAUAAGGCCAGUGGCUUGCUUUGUAUAGCACUGUAUUUUUGAUUAGCCUGCUCAAAGCCAAGAGAUAAAAAAACCUAUGUAAAUUAUUGUCAAUUUUGGUGAACAUACAACAGUGUAUCAAUAAUCUAUAGAUGAUGUACAUUUACGAGCGGCCUUAUGUACAUUUUCCAAUGAUCUUUUUAAAAGGCAGAAUUGUGACCACAUGUGUAUAAUUAAAAGACUUUUUAAUCCUUUA
Molecule: messenger RNA, 5949 nt
Organism: Bufo gargarizans (Asiatic toad)
Lineage: Eukaryota; Metazoa; Chordata; Amphibia; Anura; Bufonidae
Gene: PUM2
Product: pumilio RNA binding family member 2
Exons: 22
Coding region: 282-3785 (1167 amino acids)
Biological process (GO): regulation of mRNA stability; miRNA processing
Cellular component (GO): cytosol; cytoplasm
Molecular function (GO): mRNA 3'-UTR binding
Source: RefSeq, a predicted model, not a curated record